Entrophospora candida is the source of this 888-nucleotide messenger RNA. The record is from the annotation of a GenBank genome assembly. Lineage: Eukaryota; Fungi; Glomeromycota; Glomeromycetes; Entrophosporales; Entrophosporaceae.
AUGGGCAAAGGCUUGUCCAAAGGAGCAGCGGCAAGUGCAACUAUCGAUUCGAAUGCAUUAAACAAUUAUUACAAGAUUUUUCCUGACGACGAGAAUGAAAAAAAACGUCAACACUUGAGACAUAAUCUUAUGAGAGAGGUUUUUAAAAGUAAUUUCUCCUCUCCUGUACACGACGUAUUAAAUACUGGAUGGGCAAGAGUAUUGGAUGUUGGAUGUGGGACUGGGACUUGGUUAUUUGAGAUGUCUGCGGAUUUUCCAGGGUGUAACUUUAUUGGUACAGACAUACUAGUCCCAUUGAAAUCAGAGUUGAAACCUUUUGAUGUGAAAUUUGAAGAAGCUGAUGUUGUUGAUGGUUUACCAUAUGAUAACGAUUCCUUCGAUUUUAUAUUUUUGAGAUUUAAUUUGUUUGAUUAUAGUGAAGUGGAAUGGGAAAAUGUCAUCAAAGGUGAGAUUUGGUUGGUUGAAUCAAUAUGUUGGAUUAAUCGAGCCUCUUUAAUGGAAACUGAAUUAGUAGUUAAUAAUGCAGGACCAGCUACAGAAAUGUUAUUGAAUGCUGGCAAGUAUUCAUUUAUUUCUUUGAAAAAUACUGAUUUCUCUGGAUUUAAUUUAAUUUGGCCAGAAAUUUUAGAAUCAUUACCGGAACUUGCCAGUCUACAUUUGGAAAAGAAACACAUGCCAAUUGGUAAAUGGGGUGGUAAAUUAGGCGAGUCGGGUGCCGAAUUCAUGAAAGGUUCUUAUGAGGCAAUGUUGAGUAAAUUUAAUAAAUAUCUCGGUGUAAAACCUAAAGAUUUUGAUAAAUAUUUGAAAAUUUAUAUGGAUGAAGCCGAGACAAAUAAAAGUAGUUUAAUCGUACAUCGUGUUUAUGUUCAAAAGAGAAAGAGUUUAUGA